AUGCAACAACUAUGGGAUGCUUUUGCAAGUAAGGCACAGUAUGCAACGUAUACUGAAGCUUUGCCUGUCAGUCAAGUGCCAAAUGCUACAACCUACACUUCAGGUUAUAUUGAGUAUGAAACGUUACCGAACAAUUCUAAAGAUUCAACUGCUGAUGAUAAAAGUUCGCGAUCGGCAAAAGAAACAUCGGAGACUCCAACGGUAGAGAAAAUGAAAGGUGCACAAAAUUUUGAGCAGAGUUCGAGUGAAUACAAUGAUAGUCUAGAAAUAGAUGAAAAUAAUACUGAAGAAUUUCAAAAUGGCGAAGAGAAUAAGGAUCCUGAUGUGAUUUCACAAGAAAUAGAACCUUUUGAUUCUUCAGAAAUGGAGGAACAACUAGUUGGUGGUGAAGAUCAAUCCCUUUUGCCUACUUCUCCCUUAGAAUUUUCUGCCAGUGAUCAUGAUGGCAGACCUCCUCUUCUUGACAGUGUUCCACCUUCGUUUGAAGGAAAACAACUGCUACCUUUUGAUGUCGGGCAGUAUCUAUUUGAUGAUGGGCAGUCACUAUUUGGUGGAAGACUACCUCUGCUUGAUUUGAGACCUCUCUCUGGAAACGGGCACCCAUUUGAUGACAGCAAGACGCCUGUAAAUGACACACAACCAUCAUUUGAUGAUACACAACCACCAUUUGAUACAAGACUGGCCGUUGGCAGACAACUUCGUUUUGAAGGGGAGCAGCCAUUUUUUGAAAGUGAAGAGCCAUCUUUAAAAGCCCACCGUCGUUCAAAACGUUUUAUACCUCUUAUUAUAGGAGGAGUGUCAGCAUUGGCAAGAGGAGCAGGAGCAUUGGCAAGAGGGGCGGGAGGAUUAGCAAGAGCAGGCGGAAGAGCAAUAGGAAAAGGAGCGAGAGGAGCAAGAGCUGGAGCAAAAAAACCUUCUACUAGGAAAAAAGCAGGAAGAGGUAAAGGUUUCUUAGACACUGCUGCCGGUCUUAUAGGUAUGGCAUUGGGUGCGGUUGGAUUACACGAAUCAAGGCAGGAUGAAGAGGAUGUGACUUCAGAGAGGUUUGAUGAUGUAGAUGCAGCCUUAUUAGAAAAUCGCAAAGGAAUAGAUAGAAAUUUUGAAGCCACAAAAGGGAAUUUGGAGGCGAUAAAGAAAAACUACGACCUUACUAAAGAUUUUGGAAACAGAAAUCUAAAAGCAACUGAAGCUGUUGGAGAUAAAGUGCAAGAAAUUGGUGAUAGAAAUCUAAAUGCAAUUGCAGUAGUUGGUGAUAAAGUAGACAGGAACUAUGGUGCCAUCAGAGUAACUGACGGCAAGGUGGAUAGAAAUUAUGGUGCUAUCCAACGCGUUUCUGGCCAAGUAGAUAGAAAUUUUGGUGCUAUAGAGCGUAAUUUUGAUGGAAUUAGAGUAAAUACUGGUCUAAUUCGAGUGGUUGAUGGUAAGGUAGAUAGAAAUUAUGGUGCUAUUCAACAGGUUUCGGGCCAAGUAGAUAGAAAUUUCGGUGCUAUAGAGCGUAAUUUCGAUGUACUGAAAGUAAAUAAUGGUCUUAUUCGAGUGGUUGAUGGAAAGGUAGACAGAAAUUACGGUGCUAUUCAACACGUUUCCGGUCAAGUAGAUAGAAAUUUAGGUGCGAUAGAGCGUAAUUUCGAUGUACUGAAAGUGAAUAACGGUCUGAUUCGAAUAGUUGACGGCAAGGUAGACAGAAAUUAUGGUGCGAUUCAACACGUUUCUAGCCAAGUAGAUAGAAAUUUGGGAGCAAUAGAGCGUAAUUUCGAUGUACUGAAAGUAAACAAUGGUCUAAUUCGGAUGGUUGAUGGAAAAGUAGAUCGGAAUUAUGGCGCUAUUCAACAAGUUAGUAGUAAGGUAGACAGAAAUUUUGCUGCUGUUAUGGUUGUUGAAGGUAAGGUUGACAGAAAUUACGGUGCUAUUAGAGUAGUUGAAGACAAGGUAGACAGAAAUUAUGGCGCUAUCAGAGUUGUUAGCAGUCAGAUUGAUAGGAAUUACGGCGCUAUUAGGCAAGUGGAAGGUAAAGUAGAUAGAAAUUUUGCUGCUACUAGAAUAGUUGGUGCUAAGGUAGAUAGAAAUUAUGGUGCUAUUCAGCAUGUCUCUGGUCAAGUAGCGAGAAAUUAUGACGCUAUUAGGGUUGUUAGCGGUCAGGUAGACAGAAAUUAUGGCGCUAUUAGGGUUGUUAGUAGUCAGGUUGACAGGAAUUAUGGUGCUAUUAGAAAUGUUGAGAAUAAAGUAGAUCGAAAUUAUGGAGCCAUUAGAAAUAUUGAUUACAAAGUCGAUAGGAAUUAUCUUGCAACUAGAAUGGUUGAAGAUAAAGUAGAUAGAAAUUUUGGUGCUAUCAGGGUAGUUUACGGUGCUAUUCAACAUGUUUCGGGCCAAGUAGAUAGAAAUUUCAAUGCCAUAGAGCGUAAUUUCGAUGUACUGAAAGUAAACAACGGCCUAAUUCGAAUAGUUGAUGGUAAGGUAGACCGAAAUUUUGGUGCUAUUCAACAGGUUUCGGGUCAAGUAGAUAGAAAUUUCGAUGCAAUAGAACGUAAUUUUGAUGCGCUGCAAGUAAAUAACGGCCUAAUUCGCAUUGUUGCUGGCAAAGUAGACAGAAAUUAUGGAGCUAUUCAACACGUUUCUGGCCAAGUAGGUAGAAAUUUCGAUGCUAUUAGGGUAGUUGAAAGGAAAGUAGAUAGAAAUUUUGAAUCUAAUAAAGUGAUUGAAGGUAAGGUUGAUAGAAAUUUGGGAGCUGUUAUAGUUGUUGAAGAAAAAAUUGAUAGGAACCUUGAAGCUAUCAGAACAGUUGGUGCUAAGGUUGACAGAAAUUACGAUGCAGUAAGUAGAAAUCUUGCAGCAAUGCGAUCAGGUUUUAUUGCAGUGGAGCGUAAACUUAAUCAAAUAAGCGAUGAAAUCAGAGAAGGAUUCCAAAGGGUUCUCGAUUCCGUGAAAAAGUCAAGAAUAGAAAACGUGACUUCAGGAUUAAUUACUUUUAUCGAUUAUUUUAUCACAGAACAAAAUAGAGUAAAAGAUCUCACUAAAGAGCAGCUUACUAAUGUGCUUGAAGGGAGAAAUGGAAUCUUACAUAAUUUACAAGAUACCACCAGAACUCCCCGAUCUGUUAGUACUUUGCAUUCUCUUUUAUAUAGUAUUAUUAACCAAAGAUUUGCUAUCCCAGAAAGCGAAGACGACGAAAUUGCAUUCACUGCAGCCGAUUUGCUUCAUUCCGGAACAGUGAUUUACGUUUCUGUCAUGUACUUCUUGAUUAAAGGUUAUGCUAGUCUUGCUGAUAUCUAUUACCAAGAAAGCAACAUAGAUAAGUACAAUGAGUACUUCACUUUAUCUGUACAAACUUUAGAUAAUUUCAAAGCUUCUUUAGUUGGCGUUAAUGGUAAUGGUGGCCUGAUUGAUAAAGUAAUUAGCGAGAGUAAUAUGAUAAAGGAAUUAAGUUUUAUGAAAGACGAAAGCGAGGAUAAACUAAAUACUUUAUCAGAAAGAAUAGACCUUUUGAAUGUCAUGAAGUCUACCCUGAAAAAAGUUAAUUUAUCUCAAAAGAAACCAGUGGAAAAAAUUCGAUAUAAUUUCGAUAGUUCGCAAAUUCAAACUCCAAUUGGAGGGUGGAGAAACGAUAAAAAAGUUAGCUAUUCAAUACAGCUUAAAAACAAAAACACCACGAACGGCACUACAGAGUAUCCUCAAAUAAGCGGUUGGUCUACAGUUACAAUAUCUGGGAAGGCAAACCCAGUUUUGGAUAUAGGACCCGAUUUGCAGGGAAGAACUCGCCUAAUUUUCAGAAAAUUUGACAAUGAUCAGUCAGAAUUGGUUGGUAUUGUUGAAGAUAGUCAUCAAACAAAGUUUAGAGACAUCAAUAGAGAUCUCUAUAAUGCUGCAACAGAAAAAAAUGAGGGUUUAGCUAUAAACGAAAUAAAGAAGUUUCUGGAAAACGGUGCUGAUAUUAACGCAACCUUUGAAGAUGGAAAACAAGCAAUUCACGCUGCUGUUCAAAAUGGAAACAUCAAUGUUAUGCGUACUUUGAUAGAAAGGGGUGCUAAUGUUACUGCUACAGAUACUAGAGGAUAUACGCCAAUGCAUAUAGCUGCUGAAUCUGGGCAAGAAAAUUGUGUCAAUGAUUUGAUUGCCAAUGGUGCUGACGUUAACACAAAAACUCCUUCAGGUUGGACUCCUUUGCACGUUACUGCUCAUCAAGGUCACGCUAAUGUCGUUAACACCUUACUGAAAAUAGAGAAUGUUGAUACAAACUCAAAGACUCAAGGAGGUUUUACACCACUUCAUCUUGCUGUUUCUGCAGGUAAAAAUGUUGUUGUUGAUCUUUUAUCCAAGGACAGUAGAACUAUUGUUGACAGUCAGUCUGAAGCAAAGUUAACGCCUUUACAUCUAGCAUCAACUACCGAAUAUUAUGAUGUUGUUGAGACCUUGUUGAGAGAUUGUAAGCUUAAUGUGAAUGCUGUAGCUGCGGGUAAUUUAACGCCCCUUCACCUUGCUUCGUCAGCUGGAAAUCUAAAGAUUGUAAAACACUUAAUCAAAUGUAAUUUAAUCGAUGUUAAUGCAGAAUCAGUUGAUGGUUGGACACCAUUACAUCUAGCAGUUACCCAAAAAAAGGAAGAUGUCGCUUUAGAAUUGUUAGAAGCAAGAGAUACUGAAUUGAACUUAAAAGGAGAAGGUGGACUGACUCUAUUACAUCUUGCAGGUAUAACAAGACAAAAAGAGGUAUUAAAAAAAUUACUUGAUAAAAAAGUUUUGAUAGAUGAGCUUGAUGAGAACGAUUAUACACCUCUUCAUUAUGCUGCUGAAAAAGGAGACUUAGAUAUAGUAAAGUCUCUCAUUGCAGAAGGGGCUAAUUUGCACGCUAAACAAAAGGAUGGUUACACGCCUCUUUAUCUUGCAGCGAUUAAUGGUAACUUAGAUGUAGUAAAAUUUCUUGUUAGUAAAAGAGCAAAACUCGAUGUAAAAAACAGGAACAAUAUGUCGCCUGCAGAUUUAGCUGCUUUGCAAGGGUACUUAGAUACAAUAAAGUUUCUUAUUGAAAAAGGGGCUGACUACAAGAAAAAUGCACUACAUUUUGCUGCAUAUGGUGGAGGUUUAAGUGUAGUUCAAUAUUUAGUAGAUGAAAAGUAUGUUGACUACAAUGCAAGAGAUAGUGAUGGCGACACUCCUUUACAUUGGGCUGCUGCAAAUGGACACAUACACGUAGUGAAAUAUUUAGCAGGUGCAAAGGAGGCUGAAUCUAAUGUGAAAGAUAAAGAUGAAAAUGCACCAAUACAUUUAGCUGCUUUAACUGGUCACUUAAGUAUAGUUAAGUAUUUAGUCGAUCAAAAGGGUGUUGAUUUUAAAGAAAAAAGCAGCAAUGGUAAUACUCCUCUACAUUUAGCUGCUUGGAAUGGCAACUUUGAUGUAGUAAAAUAUUUGCUGGGCAAAAAACGUGAUAAUCCUAAUAAGAAGAAUAAUGACAAUAAUACUCCACUUCAUCUUGCUGCAGUAAAUGGCUACUGGGAGAUAGUAGAAUACCUUGUAGAAAACGAUGCUGAUCUAACAGCUGUUGAUAAGGAAGGUAAUACUGUUUUGCAUGCAGCUAUCUUAAGUGGUGAUUUCGACAUAGUGAAAUAUCUAGUAAAUCAAAAUCUAGAUUUAAGUGUUAUUAAUGGCUCUGGUAAUAAUUACUUACAUUCAGCAGUUUGGAAGGGUGACUUGGAAAUAGUAAAAUACCUAGUUGAAAAGAAUGUUGAUUCAAGAGCUAGUAAUAAUGAUGGCAAUACCCUCCUACAUUUAGCAGCUUCAACUGGUAAUUUAGAUAUAGCUAAAUACCUUAUUAGUACAGAUGCUGAUUUAAAGACUGUUAAUAAGUACGAUAAUACUCCUUUGCAUUUAGCUGCUUGGAAUGGCAAUAUCGACAUGGUUAAAUAUUUGGUGGAUGUUGGUGCUAAUAUCCAUGCUAGAAGCCUCAAAGAUGAUGGUAGAACUGCUCUGCAUUUUGCCGUACGAAGCGGUAAUUUAGACACAGUGAGGUAUCUUGUCGAAAAAGGAGCAGAUAUUAAUGCAAGGGAUAGUGAUAGUAAGACUGCGUUAGCUAUUGCUGUUCAAGGUGAACACAGCAGUUUAGUGCAAUUCUUAGAGCAAGCUCAGCUUAAUCAAGAUUUACUAGGUGCUGUGAAACGUGGCAAUAUUCGUAAGGUAAAAGAGAAAGUCCAAAAAGGAGGUGAUUUGGAAGUAAAAGACAGUGACGGUAGUACUUUACAAGAGAUUGCUGCUAGAGGCGGUCACACUCAAAUCGAGCGGAUUUUGAGGCAAGCACGAUUAGACUUUGAUUUACUGAACUUCGUUGCUGCAGGUAAUCUUGAUAAGGUUAAAGAGUAUAUUGGUAAAGGCGCUGACUUGGAAGCAACAGAUAAAUAUGGCUUGACGCCUAUACAUAAAGCUGCUAUGAAUGGUAGACUAGAAGUAGCAAAGUACCUGGUUGAAGAAGAAAAAGUAAAUUUUGAAAUCCAGGAUAAGAAACGUCUUACUCCUUUAUAUUUAGCUGUCCUAAAUGGUUACUUUGAUGUAGUGAACUAUUUUGGAGGUAAAAAUGCUAACUUCAAUGUUAAGGAUGAAGAUGGCAUUACGCUUUUGCAUUUAGCUGCUUAUUAUGGUUAUUUUGAUACUGUGAAGUAUCUAAUAGAAGAGAAGCAAGCCGAAGUUUAUGUGAAGGACAAAGACAAUGGGGAACCUAUACACAGAGCUGCUCAAAAAGGUCAUUUAGACAUAGUUGUAUACCUCAGCGAGAAAAGCGCUAACCUCAAUGCUAGAGACAAAAACGAUGCUACUCCUCUACACCUGGCUGCUGAUGAUGGUAACUUAGAUUUAGUGAAAUACAUGAUUGAAAAUAAGCAUUCAGAUUUUAAUGUUAAGGAUAAGAGCGGUAAAGUCCCCUUACAUUAUGCUAGUUUAAACGAAAGGUUGAACAUAGUGGAGUACCUCACGAAAGAAAAGGAUGCCGAUAUUGAUGUUAAAGAUGGGGAUGAAAGAACUUCUCUGCAUUAUGCCGCUAUUAAUAACAGACUAAAUACAGUUUCAUACCUUGUAGAAAAGGGGGCUGAUUUCAAUGCUAAAGCUAAAGAUAACAAUACUCCUUUGAGCAAUGCUUCUGAUGCAAAUAACUCUGAUAUAGUAGAAUUUUUGGAAAGAAUAAAAAAAGAUGGUGAAACGCCUUUACAUUAUGCUUCGUACAAAGGUGAUAUUGAGGUGGUUAAAUAUCUUGUAGAGAAAAAGCAUGCUGAUAUUAACGUUGCUAACACUAAUGGUGAAAAGUCUAUUCAUGCUGCUGCUCGAGGUGGCAGUUUGGAUGUAGUCAAAUACUUCGUAGGGGAAAAACGUGUUGAUUUUAAUGUUAAAAAUAAUGAUGGAAGCGCUCCUUUGCAGGAAGCUGUUACAGAAGGUCACUUCAAUGUCGUGAAGUACCUUGUGGAAAAAGGUGCAGAUUUUAAUGCUGUGAAUGAUCGCGGUGAUUAUGUUUUACAUUGGGCUGCUUGGAAUGGUCACUCCGAGAUAGUGGAAUAUCUUGUAGAGAAGGGAGCUGAUUUCAGUGUUAAGAACAGAGGUGGCAAUACUCCUUUGUAUUGGGCUGCUUGGAGUGGUAAACUAGGUAUAGUAAAGUACUUUGCUGAAAAAGGAGCCAAUUUGAAUGUUAAAAACAAUGAAGAACUCACGCCGCUACUGGAAGCUGCAAAAAAUGGAAAAUUUAAUGUAGUUAAGUACCUUGUUGAAAAAGGAGCUGAUUUCAACAUUGUGAGUGACCACGGCGAUCAUCCUUUACACUGGGCUGCUUGGAAUGGUUACUUAAAGGUAGUAGAAUAUCUUGUAGAGAAGGGAGCUGAUUUCAAUGUGCAGAAUAAAAGAGGUAAUACUCCUUUGUACUGGGCUGCAUGGAACGGUAAAUUAGGUAUAGUAAAGUACUUUGUAGGAAAAGGAGCUAAUGUAAGUCUUAAAAACAAUGACGAUAAUACUCCUUUACACGAGGCUGCUUCAAAUGGUCAUUUAGAAGUUGUGAAGUAUUUUGUGGAGAAUGGCGCUAGUGUUAGCAUCAAAAAUAAAAGAGGAAAAACACCAUUAGAUAUUGCAAGAGAAGGAAAUCAUUCAGAUAUUGUAAAGUACCUUACGGAAAAAGGAAAUACAAGAAACAUAUUCGAUGCUUCUAGGAAUGGAAACCUGGAUGUAGUGAAGUACUUCGUCGAAAAUGAAGGAACUGAUGUCAAUGUUAAGGAUAGUGAUAGUAAAACAUCUUUGCAUUGGGCUGCAAGCAAUGGUCACUUAGAUGUAGUAAAAUACCUUGUAGAUCAGAAAAACGCUGAUGUUACCUCUCGUGAAAACCAAAAUGGUACUCCCUUACACUCUGCUGCUUUUAACGGUCAACUAGAUGUAGUCAAAUAUUUAAUAACUGAAAAACAUGUCGAUAUAAAUAUUAGAGGAUAUGUAGGGAAUACUGUUUUGCAUUAUGCUGUUCUUGGUAGAAAAGCAAGUACAGUGAAAUGGCUUUUAGACCGUGGUGCUGGAGUUAACAUCAAGAAUAAUGUUGGAAAUACUCCUUUAAGCGACGCUAUUGAUUUUAAUAGUGGCUCAGAUAUCAUUAAGAGCCUUCUGCGAAAACAAGAUAUCAAGGACAUAUUUGAUGCUGCUGGGAAUGGAAACCUGAAAGUAGUGAAGUAUUUCGUCGAAAAUGAAAAAAAAGAUGUCAAUAUAAAAGAUAAUGAUGGUAAAACUCCUUUGCACUGGGCGGCAAGUAAUGGUCGCUUAGGUAUAGUAAAAUACCUUGUUGAUCAGAAAAACGCAGACAUUACCUCUCGCGAGAACGGCAAUGGUAUUCCUUUGCAUUGGGCUGCAAGCAAUGGUCAGUUAGAUAUUGUCAAAUAUUUCAUAGAUGAGAAACGUAUUGAUAUAAACACUAAGGGAUACGUAGGUAAUACUGUUUUGCACUAUGCUGUUCUCGGUAAAAAAUCAAGUACAGUAAAAUGGCUUUUGGACAGUGGUGCUGGAGUUGAUAUUAAAAAUGAUGUCGGAAAUACUCCUUUGAGUGAUGCUAUUGAUUUUAACAGUGGUUCAGAUAUUGUAAAGAACCUUAUGGAAAAAAAUAGUAUCAGGAACAUAUUUGAUGCUGCUAGAAACGGAAAUCUGGGUGCAGUGAAGUAUUUCGUCGAAACAGAAAAAAAGGACGUCAAUCUUAAAGAUAAUGACAGUAGAACUCCUUUGCAUUGGGCUGCAAGUAAUGGUCACUUAAGGGUAGUAAAAUAUCUUGUAGAUCAGAAAAGAGCUGAUAUUACCUCUCGUGAGAGCGGCAAUGGUGUUCCUUUACAUUUAGCGGCAAGUAGCGGUCAGUUAGAUGUAGUCAAAUAUUUUAUAGAUGAGAAACGUAUGGAUAUAAAUAUCAGGGGAUUUGUGGGUAAUACUGUUUUGCAUUAUGCUGUUCUUGGUCGAAAACCAAGUACAGUGAAGUGGCUUUUAGAUCGUGGUGCUGGACCUAAUCUUAAAAAUAGUGUCGGAAAUAUUCCUUUAAGCGAUGCUAUUGAUUUUAACAGUGGUUCGGACAUUAUAAAUUACCUUAUAGAAAAAGGAAAUAUUAAAAAUGUGUUUGAUGCUGCUAGGAAUGGAAAUGUAAAUAUCGUGAAGUAUUUUGUGGAAAAUAAAAAAGUCAGCAUUAACACUAAAGAUGGUGAUGGUAAAACUCCUUUACACAGGGCUGUUUUGAAUAAUCAAUUAAACGUAAUAAGGUACCUUGUAGAUGGCAAACAUGCUAAUGUUGAUGUUAGGGAUAGCGACAGUCAAACCGCUUUGCAUGAAGCUUCUUAUUUUGGUCAUUUGGAUAUAGUUAAAUAUCUUAUUGAUAAAGGGGCGAACUUGAAUGCUAAAUCCAAAAAUGGUGAGACUCCGUUACAUAAGGCUGCUUGGAACGGUAAACUAGAUGUAGCCAAAUAUCUUGUUCGAAGAAGAGUGGACUUGAAUAUUAAAGACAAGAACGGUAAUACUCCUUUGCGAUUUGCUGAACUUAAUGGUAAAUUAGAUGUUGUUAAAUACCUCAGAGAAGUAGGUGCUAGGCGUAACCGACGCAGCAUUGAAUUCAAAGAUUUAUCAAGAGAAAUUGAAAUCAUUAACCAACCAGAAUUCAAUGAUCUAAGUAGUGUUGAAGAGGGCAGUGACGAGAUUUCUUUGAACUUUGAAAAAAACCAAGUAGUUAAUGGAGACCUUCAACCCACGAAUCGUAACAGCAGAAGUGACAAUAGCUUGGUAACUACUACUGAUAUAGCUCAACAUGAUAAACAUGAUAAUGGCAAAACAGUAAGAUCUUUUGUACCGUUUUUAUUUGCACAAGCAAAUAUACCAGAAAAUGUUCUUGUGGGCAGUGACCAGGCGAGAGAAAAUUCAUGGAAAAACGGUUUUGUCGGGCAGGUUAAGGGAGUAGCUAACGAAUUCGAUAGAUAUAAGCAAGUGAUUAAGAAUAACUUAGGUGAUUUAGAUGAGUUUUCAAAAAGUAUUACGAGCAGUAGCACAAGACCAUCUUCAUGGCUAAGUGAUAUUUUAAGCUGGGUAAAGAGCUCCAUAGGAGAUUUAUUCCGUUUUGAAUCAGAGGAAACUGCAAAUUCAAUAUCACAAGUUGAUAAGCCAUUUGAAAAAGCAUCGAUAAGUAUUUACAGUUCGUUUAAUAGCGCACUACCAUCUGACGGUUCGGGUAAAAUAAAAGAAAUCGCUCGAGACAAUGUUGAUAAUUUAAAUGCAAAGGUAAAACAAAUUCGUGAAGGCCAAAGACCUGUUAAAUUUAAACAUAAUGCUGGAAAUACAAUACUAGACAUAGGAAGCCGCUAUUUGUCGCAGGCCGACUUUAAUGGUACAAUAAUGUUACUUGAUUUCUUAAUAAGAAAGCUAAAGACAGGAGAAACACAUGUUAAAGCUCAGUUUAAGGAUACUUCUGAACAAGAGGCCCUUGGCUAUGCAUUCAUGAUCACACAAGAAUGCAAGAAAAUAAUAGAACAAGCGGCAUUAAAAAGUGGUAUAUCAAUGCACAGGUUGGGUGUUGAUUUUAUGGGGAUGCAAAAAGAGAUAACGAGAAAGAUUAUGAGCAACAGUUUAGAAAAGAUUUCAGAAAUUGUGAGAUCACAUGUAGAGAAGGCGUGUCCGGGUACAGAAGUGAGAUGUCCUGGUAAAUUGAGUUCGAAAAAGUUUGACAAGUUUAUGGUAGAACUGAAUAGCGGGCUAAAUAUUGUGGUUGGUCAACUUAUGCAACACAUGUUACGCGACGAGAACAACUUGUUAGAGGUUAGUGAGGAGCAGAUAAUAUACACAGCUCCUUUAAGUUAUUUAAGUAACACUUUAGUUCAGGGUCAUUUAACUCAGACCAAAGAUUUAAGAAUAAGUUAGGCUUUUAAUUUUUUUGAUGGUCAGUUUUCAGUUAUCUUGUGUUGACCGAUUUUUAAUUAAAAGUAAAAAGUGUAGAAUUUUAGGUAUUAGUGGUAGUAAGCAAGGUUUUCCGGAUUUUACCUUGACUGAAAAAACGGUUCCGACCGAAAUAGCAUCAUUUUAAUCUAACCCUGCUUACCAAAUUAAAAAAUUUUAUUAAAAUUUUCAAAUAGGAAGAAAAAAUUGACUCUUAUGCCAUACAAAAAGCAACUUUUAUGAACGUAUCACAGAUACAUAUUUAUUUAAUAUUACAGUAUGUGAGAUAUUUAAAAUGGAAAGGAAUGAAAAAAAUAACACCCAGCAGCUUUUUUAAUGCAAACGUAUCUGUAAACUAAGUGUGUACAUCAAUAUUGAGCUAUGAUGUAAUAAGUGUCAAUUAUGAAACAUGUAUUUGCAAUAAAUCCUAAUAUCUAUCCCAUGCCAGUUCCAUUUCCAGAUGAAAGUGUGUUUACAAAAUAAAAUGAAUAAAAAUUUG
Uloborus diversus is the source of this 11887-nucleotide messenger RNA. RefSeq lists its product as uncharacterized. The coding region runs from base 1 to 11373 and encodes 3790 amino acids. The record is from RefSeq and is a predicted model, not a curated record. Lineage: Eukaryota; Metazoa; Arthropoda; Arachnida; Araneae; Uloboridae. Gene Ontology annotation, molecular function: protein binding. The transcript has 4 exons.